GUAGGAUUUGACAGGAGCUUUGACCUGCGAGGGGCACCGACGCCGACCGAGUGGAUUCCGUUAUGACAAGAACCGCUUGGUUCCAGAAUAGACGCUUCGUUGAGGUUUGACCGGCAAUGCCCGAGUGCUGAUUCGAAAUGUCUGGUUCUCACCCCGGACCGGCGGAGGUCCAGCGGAACUGAUGGGUCUGACCACGGACUCGGACUCCAACCCUCGGUGAUCGGUUCUACUAAAGACGCGGACAUGGCUGACAGGACCGCCCCCAACUGCCACCUGAGACUGGAGUGGGUGUACGGAUACCGGGGACACCAGUGCCGCAACAACCUGUACUACACUGCCGCCAAGGAGAUCGUCUACUUCGUGGCCGGCGUGGGAGUCGUGUACAACACCCGGGAGCACAAGCAGAAAUUCUACCUGGGACACAACGAUGACAUCAUCAGUUUAGCGCUGCAUCCGGAGCGGGUCCUGGUGGCCACGGGACAGGUGGGCAAGGAGCCCUACAUCUGCGUGUGGGACUCCUACACUGUGCAGACGGUGUCCAUCCUCAAAGACGUGCACUCGCAUGGAAUCGCCUGUCUGGCCUUUGACCUUGAAGGACAGUGCUUGGUGUCUGUCGGUCUGGAUUCCAAAAACACAAUCUGUGUGUGGGACUGGAGGCGAGGGAAGGUUCUGGCAGCUGCUCCUGGUCACACAGACAGGAUCUUCGACAUAUCGUGGGAUUUGUACCAGCCGAGCAAGUUGGUGAGCUGCGGGGUGAAACAUAUCAAGUUCUGGAGCUUGUGUGGCAACGCUCUCACUCCCAAACGCGGCGUCUUUGGCAAGUCGGGCGACCUCCAAACCAUCCUCUGCCUGGCAUGUGCGAAAGACGAGAUCACCUACUCGGGUGCCUUGAACGGGGACAUCUACGUUUGGAAGGGGAUCAACCUGAUGAGGACGGUCCAGGGAGCUCACGGGUCAGGGAUUUUCAGCAUGAAUGCCUGCGAAGAGGGCUUCGCCACCGGGGGCCGAGAUGGUUGCGUCCGGCUGUGGGAUCUCAACUUCAAACCAAUUACUGUCAUCGAUCUCAGGGAAACCGACCAGGGAUACAAAGGCUUGUCUGUGCGAAGCGUCUGCUGGCGAGGAGAUCACAUCCUGGUCGGCACCCAGGACAGCGAGAUCUUUGAGGUUGUGGUCCACGACCGGAACAAGCCUUUCCUCAUCAUGCAGGGCCACUGUGAGGGCGAGCUGUGGGCGCUGGCCGUGCAUCCCACCAAGCCCCUGGCUAUGACGGGCAGCGACGACCGCUCAGUCAGGAUCUGGAGUCUGAUCGAUCACGCGCUGAUCGCUCGCUGUAACAUGGAGGAGCCCAUCCGCUGCGCUGCCGUCAGCACCGACGGCAUCCACCUGGCCUUGGGGAUGAAGGACGGCUCCUUCACGGUGCUGCGAGUCAGAGACAUGACAGAGGUGGUGCACAUCAAGGACAGGAAGGAGGCCAUCCACGAGCUCAAGUACUCGCCCGACGGCGGCCAUCUCGCCGUCGGCUCCAACGACAACUCGGUGGACGUCUACGGUGUGGUGCAGCGCUACAAGAAGGUGGGCGAGUGUGUCGGCUCCAGCAGCUUCAUCACGCACAUGGACUGGUCCACGGACAGCAAGUUCCUGCAGACCAACGACGGCAGCGGCAGGCGCCUUUUCUACAGGAUGCCAAGCGGGAAGGAGGUGACCAACAGGGAGGAGCUGAAGCUGGUCCAGUGGGCCACAUGGACAUGCGUGCUCGGCCCGGAAGUCAACGGAAUCUGGCCGAAAUACUCCAACAUCAACGAGAUCAACUCUGUAGACGCCAACUUCAACAACCAGGUCCUGGUGACGGCGGACGACUACGGGCUGGUGAAGCUGCUGCGAUACCCCUGCAUUAAAAAAGGUGCGAAAUUUAAGAAGUACUUGGGUCACUCGGCGCACAUCACUAAUGUCAGGUGGUCACAUGACUACCAGUGGGUCGUCACCAUCGGAGGGGCCGAUCAUUCCGUGUUCCAGUGGAAGUUUGUGCCGGAGAGGAAGUCGAAAGAAGCUCUGCACAUCGCACCUCAAGAGACUUUGGCAGACUCUCACAGCGAGGAGUCAGACUCCGAUCAGUCCGACGUGCCGGAGAUGGACUCGGAAAUAGAGCAGGAGACCCAGCUCACGUAUCGAAGACAGGUGUAUAAAGAAGAUCUACCUCAGCUCAAAGAGCAGUGCAAAGAGAAGCAUCGACUGACCACGAUGAAGAAGAAGGAGCGGGCGCCAGGGAACGGAGUCAAGCUGCAUUUCAUCCACGGCUAUCGAGGCUACGACUGCAGAAGUAACUUGUUCUACACCCAGACGGGCGAGAUCGUCUACCACGUGGCAGCUAUCGGAGUGGUGUACAACCGACAGCAGAACACCCAGCGCUUCUACAUGGGCCACGACGAUGACAUCCUCUGUCUGGCCAUCCACCCCCUGAAGGACUACGUUGCCACUGGCCAGGUGGGCCGCGACUCCGCCAUCCACAUCUGGGACACGGAAACGCUGAAGCCGAUGUCGGUGCUGAAAGGUUUCCACCAGCUGGGAGUCUGUGCCCUCGACUUCUCAGCUGACGGCAAGCGGUUGGCGACGGUUGGCCUGGACGACAGUCACACCAUCGUUCUGUGGGACUGGAGGAAGGGUGAGAAGCUGUCCACCAUGCGGGGGAGCAAAGACAAGAUCUUCGUGGUGAAGAUUAACCCCUACGUGCCGGACAAGCUCAUCACAGCUGGAGUCAAGCACAUGAAGUUCUGGCAUAAAGCUGGUGGAGGGUUGAUCGGCCGCAAGGGCAACAUGGGGAAGACGGAGACCAUGAUGUGCGCCGUCUACGGCUGGUCGGAGGAGAUGGUCUUCUCUGGGACGUGCACCGGAGACAUCUGCAUCUGGAGGGACAUGUUCUUGAUGAAGACCGUCAAGGCCCACGACGGCCCGGUGUUCAGCGUCCACGCACUGGAGAAGGGCUUUGUCACCGGUGGGAAGGACGGAAUCGUGGCGUUGUGGGACGACACCUUCGAGAGGUGCUUGAAGACCUACGCCAUCAAGAGGGCGGUGCUGGCUCCGGGUUCUAAAGGUCUUCUACUGGAGGACAAUCCCUCCAUACGUGCCAUUUCUCUGGGCCACGGUCACAUACUGGUGGGGACUAAGAACGGGGAGAUCUUAGAGGUGGACAAGAGCGGACCCAUCACGCUGCUGGUGCAGGGUCACAUGGAAGGGGAGGUCUGGGGCCUGGCCACUCACCCCCAUCUGCCCCUGUGUGCUACCGUCAGCGACGACAAAACCCUGCGGAUAUGGGACCUCUCGCCGAGCCACUGCAUGCUGGCCGUGCGCAAACUCAGGAAAGGGGGGCGCUGCUGCUGCUUCUCCCCGGACGGCAAAGCCCUGGCGGUGGGUCUUAAUGACGGCAGCUUUAUCAUCGUGAACGCCGACACCCUGGAGGACCUGGUGUCCUUCCACCAUCGCAAGGACGUCAUCUCGGACAUCCGCUUCUCUCCAGGCUCGGGGAAGUACCUGGCUGUAGCAUCGGCCGACACGUUCGUGGACAUCUACAACGUGAUGAGCAGCAAGAGAGUGGGCGUGUGCAAGGGGUGUCUCAACUACAUCACUCACCUGGACUGGGACAGGAGAGGGAAGCUGCUGCAAGUCAACACAGGGGCGAAAGAGCAGUUUUUCUUUGAGGCUCCCAGAGGGAAGAGGCAGCACAUUCCAGCGACAGAGGUGGACAAGAUCGACUGGAGCACCUGGACUUGUGUCCUGGGGACGUCUGUUGAGGGCGUCUGGCCCGUCACCAGCGAGGUCACCGAAGUCACCGCCGCCUGCCUUAGCGCCGACAGGAAAGUGCUCGCCACCGGAGACGACUUGGGCUACGUCAAACUCUUCCGCUACCCGGUCAAGGGCAAAUACGCCAAGUUCAAGCGCUACGUGGCUCACAGCACGCACGUGACCAACGUGCGCUGGAGCCACGACGACAGCCUGCUGGUGACGGUGGGCGGGGCCGACACCUGCCUCAUGAUUUGGGCUCACGAGCCGGAGAGCCGCCGGGAGCUGCGGCAGUGCGACAGCGAGGAGUCGGACAUCGAGAGCGACGACGACGGAGGUUACGACAGCGACGUGACCAGGGAGAAUGAGAUCACCUACACCGUCAAGGCCUUAUCCAGCAGCAUGCGCCCCAUGACGGGGGUUAAACCUCACCUGCAGCUGAAGGAGCCCACCGUGGACGAAAGACAAGGUGUCGUCAGAGGCUCCAGGCCUCCAGUCAGUCGAGCGCUUCCCCUGCCAGAGAAGCUGCAGACCAACAACGUGGGCAAGAAGAAGAGGCCGAUCGAAGACCUGGUGCUGGAACUGGUGUUCGGUUACCGUGGCAACGACUGCCGCAACAACGUGCACUACCUGAACGACGGCGCCGACAUCAUCUACCACACGGCGUCGGUCGGCAUCGUGCUCAACCUGACCACCUCCUGCCAGAGCUUCUACGUCGAACACAGCGACGACAUUCUGUGCCUGACCAUCAAUCAGCACCCCAAGUUCCCCAACGUGGUGGCGACGGGCCAAGUGGGUGACACCGGAGACAUGUCGGCGACGUCCCCGUCCAUCCACGUGUGGGACGCCAUGACCAAACAGACGCUGUCGGUGCUGCGCUGCUUCCACUCUGGUGGCGUCUGCUCAGUCAGCUUCAGCGCCACGGGGAAGCUGCUGCUGUCGGUGGGUUUGGACCCGGAGCACACUGUCACCAUCUGGAAGUGGCAGGAAGGUACUAAAGUGGCCAGCAGGGUCGGUCACUCCCAGAGGAUCUUCGUGGCCGAGUUCCGACCCGACUCGGACACCAACUUCGUGUCGGUCGGCAUCAAACACGUGCGCUUCUGGACGCUGGCCGGCCGAGCGCUGCUGAGUAAGAAAGGAGUAAUGAGCGCCAUCGAGGACGCUCGCAUGCAGACCAUGUUGUCGGUGGCUUUCGGAGCAAAUAACUUGACGUUUACAGGUACCAUUAGUGGGGAUGUGUGUGUGUGGAAGGAGCACGUUCUAGUCAGGAUAGUGGCCAAGGCCCACACCGGGCCGGUCUUCACCAUGUACACCACCCUGAGGGACGGGCUCAUCGUCACGGGGGGCAAGGAGCGACCAUCCAAAGAGGGCGGAGCUCUGAAGCUCUGGGACCAGGAGCUGAAGCGUUGCCGGGCCUUUCGCUUGGAGACGGGACAGAUCAUCGACUGCGUUCGCUCCGUGUGCCGGGGGAAGGGAAAAAUCCUGGUGGGAACCCGGAACGCUGAGAUCAUCGAGGUCGGGGAGAAGAACGCCGCCUGCAACAUCCUGGUCAAUGGACACAUGGACGGACCCAUCUGGGGUCUGGGGACGCACCCGUCCAGGGACGUGUUCCUGUCGGCCGCGGAGGAUGGGACGGUGCGUCUGUGGGACAUCCCAGAGAAGAAGAUGCUGAACAAGGUGAACCUGGGCCACCCGGCCUGUACUGUCAGCUACAGUCCAGAGGGGGACAUGGUGGCCAUCGGCAUGAAGAACGGAGAGUUCAUCAUCCUCCUGGUCGCCUCACUCAAGAUCUGGGGCAAGAAGCGAGACCGCCGCUCCUCCAUCCAGGACAUCAGGUUCAGUCCCAACUCUCGAUACCUGGCCGUGGGGUCGGCUGAGAGCGCCGUGGACUUCUACGACCUGACGCUCGGGCCGCAGCUGAACCGGAUCAACUGCUGCCGGGACAUCCCCAGCUUCGUCAUGCAGAUGGACUUCUCGGCCGACAGCGUCCACAUCCAGGUCUCCACCGGGGCGUACAAGCGUCUGGUGUACGAGGUUCCGUCCGGGAAGCCCAUCACCGAGCAGAACCAGAUCGACAGAAUCACCUGGGCCAGCUGGACUAGCGUGCUCGGGGACGAGGUGGUGGGGAUCUGGUCCCGGACCUCCGACAAGGCCGACGUCACGUGUGCCUCCGUGUCCCACUCGGGUCUCAACAUGGUGACCGGGGACGACUUCGGCAUGGUCCGGCUCUUCGACUUCCCCUGUCCAGAGAAGUUUGCCAAACACAAGCGUUUUCUGGGCCACUCGGCUCACCUGACCAACGUGCGCUUCACCAACGGAGACCACUACGUGGUCAGCGCGGGCGGCGACGACAGAAGCCUCUUCGUGUGGAGAUGCGUCCACGCUGCCCACUGAGGAUCCACCUCCCUCACGUCCUCCAGACCCCAGUCUGUCCGCAGCCAUCACGUCUCUCAGUGUGUCUCUUUCUGAAUCCACCUUUUCUGACCAGCGAGGCGCUCGUUGGAAUGACGUCGUCGUCGGAACGGUUGCAAGCGUCACUGCUGUGUCGUUCUCGUGUUUAGUUCAUCGGAACCGAGUGUCCUUGGGUUCUCACCUUCCUUCCUAGUUCCUCUCUCAUGGAAGCCGUUCUAGAGGUAGAAGUCAGAAUCAGCCUUAAUCUGUGUUUUCAGGUGCGAGGGUUUGGACUCUUCUUUUGUUUUUUUUCUUUAGCAGAUUUCUAUUUUCCAUUUUUACUCCAAAUCCUGUGGCCUUCGUCCUGAAUGUAACGUCCGCGGUUACGUUCGGGACGUCAGCAUGCCAAAGCUACUAUGCACCGUUACGCCCGACCUGCUCACUGUGUCGCCCCGACGGUUCCGGUCUGUUCCUGUGGUUGUGUUGUUAGUGUUCCGCUCAUGACAUGUUGUGUAUCCUUUAAAGCAACACUGCAGGGUCUCUUCAGCGCCCCCUACUUGUCUCGAGCUUAAUCGCGUGAAUGCUCGACAGACUUCAGAUGUUUACCACUAGUUCAACGGCUCGCGGCGCCCCCAUACUUUGGCCUAGAAACUCGGUGAAAACCUUAAAACGUAGCUGCAAUUCUCCUCUGUCGCUCUACAUUCAAUAACCCAAGCAAACUUGUAUUGUUGGCCUCAAGCAACUUGAGAUUUGGCAAAAAUCAGAACGUUAGUGGAGCAGAAAAUCAAAUCGAAAGAAGCAUUUUCAUUCGACGAUUGUGAGCUAACAGUGCACCACAGAAACAUGUAAAUCACCAGUUUUGUAGUCACACUUGUCCUCCCUGGUAUGAUGUGCUCAGAAAAGCUGCAGCAUUUUCACAAUUUGCGUGAGACACAAAACACGCAGACAAACACGGUUUUCGGCUCCAUUGAAAUGGAGAAGGUCAGAGGGAAAUCGCGGCAAAGUUACUCGAUUUCAACUCGCCAUCAUGCACAAACAACUGACUACAGACACUUGAAAUUCAAGUCAGUUAUAGACAAAAGCCUCAGGAAUCUCGCAGUGCGCUAAUUCUUUCGCUAUCUGCUUCGGUUUUCGAGAUAUCGUUUGUUUAGGAGGUAAAGCUGCCACUGUGAGGCAGAGUGAAUCAGCUAAAUAACUUGCUGCUGUGGGAGUGAGAAGGGAGGGGAAGCGUUGCUGUGGCAACCAAACUUCACAGGCUGCUGCAGUACAACUCAAUGGGGAUUUCUAACAGGUUUUCGACUGCUCCCUGCUCGACUGUCUUUUCAGCUACAGACACCAUUCAAAAAUGUAGCUCUGGUCAGCGCAAUCUCACAACUACCACGUACAGCCACGGUACGAAGCGCAUUCACGCGCAGUUUCUUCAGAAACGGCGUUGUAUGUUUAACUACAAAUCGGAUCACGUCAAGUUGCACCACUUCCAAGUCGUAAGAUAACUUUUCAUAUGGAAGUGUCGAUACAAAUCGAGUUUGAUGGCGUAGCAAGCCCAGAAUGAUGCUCAUGUUUAUCGUUUUUAAAACUGGACCCUGGUGAUGUUCUCAUGAUAAAGCUCUCAGUAUUACAUGCGUUCAUCUCUAGCUACAGGAAAUCAUUCAAAUGCUGGGGACACAAUUUUGCCUACAGCCGACGAUCAGUUCCUUCAUGGACCAGUCACGGGGUGGAUGCUGGUUCUCCACAGGGGGGCGCCACCUUAUGGGUAUGCCUUCAGAAGUUUGGCACAGCUUGGAGGAGGCGGCUCCGUGUCCCCAACUGAGACCGUAAAGGUCCGAGCUGGCUCUCACAGUGUUGCUUUAAAGGGUUGGAGUCCGUGGUCUUUGAGUGUGCAUGGCUUCUCGGGAGACAAUCCGUUCAAAACCAAAUUCCUCAGAAACGUGGGGGGGGGGUGAGGUGACUUUUGAUGUUCGAAUGCUCGUCGUGGUCCUUUAUCAAUGUGCUGCUAUUAACAACUAUUAACCGUUUCUACUCUUCAAAUAUCAAUGUCGUGUCAUCGGAUAAUAAAUGGAAUGUUCUAGCCGAGGGCGGGCGGGCGGGUGGGAAGGGGGAGGUAAAAGUCUGCUGCAAACUUUGGUUUCCUUGAUUUCACCAGUGUAGAUAACAUUUGUAGAUAUUCUGUUUUGUAUAUUUUUGUGAGAAGUUUCUUACAUUAAAAAAAAAAAAGGCAACUACGAACCAGAGGUUUUAAGUUUUGAGUGUAUAAAUGUCCCGAGUGUGAACGUGAGUAAACAUGGUGAAAUAUGUUAUCAAACUACUGGUGCUGAAAUAAAUUUUUCUAUUUAUAACAAGGAUAUUUCCACAGCUCCUUCUUUGGUUCCUGGAUUCACCCUUGACAUUUCAACUCACCUUCAUGCUUUUAUUACAAAUUCAGCUGUACAAGUAUAUAUACACAAAGAUUCUCUCUA
Synchiropus splendidus (mandarinfish) is the source of this 8621-nucleotide messenger RNA. RefSeq names its product EMAP like 5 (gene eml5). Bases 244 to 6168 code for a protein of 1974 amino acids. NCBI's taxonomy places the organism in Eukaryota, Metazoa, Chordata, Actinopteri, Syngnathiformes, Callionymidae. The transcript is spliced from 44 exons. The record is from RefSeq and is a predicted model, not a curated record. Gene Ontology annotation, molecular function: microtubule binding.